GCUCGUACGCCGGUGACAAAGCCAAAGAAAUCCAGGCUAAGGAAGAUGAGGUCGUUGAUGCAUGGAAACGACUCAACUGGCGCGUGAAACAACGCACUGAGCGACUGCACGAUGCGGACGACUUGUACCGAUUCUUGUUAGCUGUUCAAGACCAGAUGUUAUGGAUGAACGACAUGUUAAAACAGAUAUUAACUUACGAGAAAGCAAAGUGAGUGUCACUGCUGUACCAUUCGCCACUUUAGAAACGAGGGAACUGAAGCCGAAAUGCGGCCAUUUGCCAAUUUUUCUCCUUGCUCUUUUAACAGUCCCAGAAAGUUAUCUUCAGUUUCGUCCUAGUAUUUAAAGUGGCGAAUGAGGCACUUAACUCUCGUUACCCCUCGUCUUUUCAUCUUCCUUUUAAAUCUUUCUCGUUGUAUACUGUCGGUGACCUUAAGUUGAAGACGAGCUUUGUCUUACACAAAUCGUUUAGGUGAAGUGCACAUUGUUGUUUAAAUAUUUACGUGCUUGUUCGUUCGUUCAAGGGAUGUACCGGGCGUGGAAGUAUUGAUUGAACAACAUCAGACCAGGAAAGUUGAAAUCGAUGCACGCGAGGAUAGUUUCCAGGACGUAGUGAAGAUGGGAAAAGAUUUGAUCGCAAGAAACCACUACGCUACUCCAGAGGUAAAAGUUUCUUUCAUGGUAGAAAUAUUUAUUUUUGUCUUGACGUUUUGCAUAUCCCUGUCAACUUCAUAGGGUCUUUUCCAUGACCUGCGUUAAAAAGGCAAUUUACUUGGUUUUACGUGAAUCGACUGGGAGACUAAUCAUAGCUUACUAAUUGCAGAUUAAUGAGAAACUUGACAUGUUGAACAGACACAAAGACGAGCUCUCACUUGAAUGGGACAAGAGAUGGGAACAUCUGCAGUUAGGUAAGACAGCUUGGUUUGUUACUGUGAUCUGUCCGGGUAAUAUCUUGAAACUAGUGGCAACGUAAUUCAUCUAACCAAUCAGAUUAAAUGUCGAUAACUCAGUGAACCAAUGGGAACUGAGACAAAAGUAGAGUCGAGCAUGGGGAGACGUGAAACUGUCUCCAAGCGCUGGAAAUCGUGCAGCUGGUUCCAAUGGCGGGAAAAUACGCGUAGGCCCUUACGCGAUAGUUUUUGAUUACAGUAAUACUUAUUUUCUCACUCACGUCUGGCUGCGGACAAACACAAAAUACACACAACAAAAGAAACAAAGCAACCAUUGAGUCCUUGAAUGCCAAGCUUGUCUAUCUUAUGAACAAUUUACAUCUGUCCAAUCUUUGAGAAAAAGUUCUAGUGAUCUUGUAUACUCAUGUGUUCGUUUGCCCAACAGUCCUCGAAGUCAUGCAGUUUGCACGUGAUGCUCACGUGGCGGAAGGAUGGAUGAUCGCCCAGGAACCGUACCUGAAAAACGAGAACCUCGGAGUAAGUCGACAUGAUCGUUGUUUUUGACCCUGUAAUUAACUUAAUUGUAGAAUAUCCGAAAUAUGUUUGCUUUCCUCCUUUUUUAACUCUUGAAGGCAUACAUAGUUACUUUUAUCAUGUUUACAUUAGUUUGAUUUGUUGUGUGCUCUUGUUGUAAAUGCUAUUGUUGUUUGAUUCGAAAAGUGGUAAGUCCUUUUUCUUGAUAUUUUUCGUUUUGCACAGGACGAUCUUAAUGAAGUGGAACAACUUCUGGAGAAGCACAGCAACUUUGAGAAACUUGUUAACACACAAGAAGAAAGGUUCCUUGCCCUGGAACGCUUGACCACGGUAAAGUAACGACAUUUUAGUAAUUUCUAUUUGUCUUCCAAGAGACACUGAUACAAAGCUCAAUUCAGAUCUCAACUUAAGAACACUCAAAAAACUGUGAUGUGGGUAUGACGUUCGCUGCUAAGCAACCGAUCGCUCAUAAAAUUUUCUGUGUGGGUUCUGUUGAUUUAAUGGAGACUAUUCUUGGAUAUCCUCCUCAACAAAGCCAAACUUUGAGCGAAUAAGGUCGUUUAGUUGAGAAGUAAAUUACCACUUCUUCCUGGGUGAAAGAUUCAUCAUUUAGUUGUCACACCUACAUUUUAGGGAGCAGCUGCACCUAUGUGACUUUUUUCAGGAGAAGAGACUGGAAUAUCGUUAAAGAUUCGAUUUUUUGGUCUUUCAGUUCGAGCUUCGCGAGGGAAAACGCCGCAAGAUGGAGCAAGAGCGCCGCGAACGGGAAGAAAGGGAAAGAGUGGAGAGAGAAGAACGAGAAAGGCAGGAGCAACUGGAGAGGAUCCGUCAGCAAGAGGAGGAAGAGUUAAGAAGGCGACAGGAAGAGGAGGAAAGGAAGAGAAGGGAGGAGAGGGAGAGACAGAAGACAGAGGAAGUAGUCGUGUCUGCUGUGGCUGCAGGGGUGAGUUUUUAUCUGCGCCCCCCACACACACACCCCCCAACCCACCUGCGCACUCGGUAUUACCUCAACCCUUUACUCUUAUCAGUGCCACAGAUAAAAUUUUCAUCCAAGAGAACUCUUAACUUAAAACGACCUUGUACAGCAUAAUAAACAGUACCACUGGAAAGUACUGCUCAGUAGCUUUCAUUUGAAUGGUUACAUUUUCGGAUUUCAUCCACAGACUCAAAAGUUUGAACCACCUUGUACAACAUAAUAAACAGUAACACAGGAAAGUACUGCUCAGUAGCUUUCAUUUGAAUGGUUACAUUUUCGGAUUUCAUCCACAGACUCGAAAGUUUGAACCACCUUGUACAGCAUAAUAAACAGUACCACAGGAACCACCUUGGUUACAGCAUCCACAGACUCGAAAGUUUGAACCACCUUGUACAGCAUAAUAAACAGUACCACAGGAAAGUACUGCUCAGUAGCUUUCAUUUGAAUGGUCACACUUUAGGAUUUCAUCCACAGACUCAAAAGUUUGAAGCACAUUGUACAGCAUAAUAAACAGUACCACAGGAAAGUACUGCUCAGUAGCUUUCAUUUGAAUGGUCACACUUUAGGAUUUCAUCCACAGACUCAAAAGUUUGAAGCACAUUGUACAGCAUAAUAAACAGUACCACAGGAAAGUACUGCUCAGUAGCUUUUAUUUGAAUGGUAAUACUUUAGGAUUAUAUUUAUGAACUCAAAAAGCUAGAACUACCUUGUUCAGCGUAAUAAACAGUACCAUGGGAAAGUACUUUCAUUUUUUUAGUACAUUCAGUUUAUGCCUUUCUCCAUUAUUGUUUGAAGUACCUUUGGCCAUCUUAGAUGUUCCCAGUUUUUAUUGUGUUCUUUUUGUUUGUUAUCAGGUUGAGUCUACACCAGAGGAAAAAGGUAAGCGAGCUUACUGUGGCUACUAUUUUUUUUAUUUUCUUACCCUUCCCUCAAGUCCCGGAAGUAGAUUAUUAAUGCCUAGUUAAAUGAUCAUCAGAAAAUGUGACCCGAGGCGUUCUUAUAUUUCUUGCAGAUAUUGAGGGGAGCGUAACUGAGGACAAAAUGGAAGGUUACCUUUAUCGUAAACCAACUAUGGAUGCUCCCAACAGAAAGGCCCCAAUCAGGUAAGUACUCAUCUACUUUUUAUUUAUUUAUUUUGAACAUCUUGGCUUUGUGGGUGAAUAGUUUACGUCUACGGGUGAAGUGGCCAUAACUAUAAUAAUUGCGUCAAAUCUUUCUUGGCUUGUCAUCCCACCAUAACAUUAGUGUUUACGGUAGACCGCUAGACGAUAAACUAAAAGUGCAGUCUCAUUUCCUGUGACCGUAUUUUGCACAGAAGUUCAGUUGUAGCUCUUAUUUCCGGUAAUACCUUCCAUUACCAACGUCAACACUUACCUUGUGAUUUCACGAUGAAACAUUCUGUUUCUGAUCAUUCUCUCUUUGUUCUUUUUACCCAGGCAAUGGAAACAAUUCUAUGUUAUACUUCAAGACCAGGUCCUUCAUUUUUAUAAAGAUCAGAAGACAGCUCGCGCGGUAAGUUUCUUAACUCAAACGUCGUUCUUACCUAGAGUGUAUUCUGUGCCGUUGCUUGUUGGAGGUAAAACAUCCUUCGCCCCCGUGAAAUACGUCCUCUUGAACCAGGCCUAUAUCUGAUGUGACAUUGAAAUUAACUAAGCCUCUGAUUGGUUGAGAAAAUGACCGGGUUUUUUUCUUAGCCAAUCACGUAGCGCGGUAUAAACGGCGCCGAUUGUUCCAGUUUGUCAAAUCACGUGGCUCGCGCAAAGCCUAAGUGAAGCGAAAUUUUUCACAACUGAACACCGCUGUAACACCUCGAAUGUUUUUUGUGGAACAGGAAAAUGAAGCAGCGCAUUCAAUGCCAACAGCGGAAAGUUAUGUUGAAGUAGCCACUGACUACACAAAGAGAAAGAAUGUCUUUAGAUUCAGGUAAGCUAUGCUUAGUUCAUUAUUUUAUGUUUUCUUGGUUAGAAUAUCGUAAAAUCCUAGGCUUAAAUUAGAUGACAAAGUUGUUUUUCUCCCUGAUAAACUUUCUAGUUCAAAAUCCUCGUGCAUUCUCUCUAUAUGUUUUAGCGGACUGUCUAAAAUGGCGAUAAAGACAAAGUUUAAUAAAUGAAUUUUUUGUCAUUGUUUCUACAGGUCAAACACUGGCCAAGAAUUUCUCUUCCAAGCAAAAGAUGACGUAAGCAUUCAAAUUUCUUCUAUUGCAUUUAUCUAGGAACGUUCUCGCGAUAAUUUUUCAAAUAAUUAUUAGAGUUUGUCACACUUAAGGAAGUCGAUCCUCAGACCCAAACCUUGUGAACCACCUUGUACAGCAUAGUAAACAGUACCACAGGAAAGAACUGCGCAGUAGCUUUCAUUUGAAUGGUCACACUUUAGGAUUACAUACACAGACUCAAAAGUUACAACCACCUUGUACAGCAUAAUAAACAGUACCACAGGAAAGAACUGCGCAGUAGCUUUCAUUUGAAUGGUCACAAUUUAGGAUUUCAUCCACAGACUCAAAAGUUAGAACCACUUUGUACAGCAUAAUACACUGUAGACCCUUAUGGCAAGGGCAAUGGGUCGGUCGGUUUAGUUGGGAAAGGUGGGGAGGGACUUACUGAAACGUUUUUGGAUUCUAUGUAUUGGAAGGCUUACCAACUUCCCCUCCCAUCUACCCUCAGGAUGACAUGAAUCUGUGGAUCAGGCGUAUCAAGGAGAGCUACGGAAAAGAAUCAACACCAGAGAGGAAAUCAGAAAAGCGAAGUAGCGGGAUAUUCGGAAAACGAAAAAGCAAGGAGAUCAAAUAAAGGAAAUCCCGAACAUUCUACUAGCUUAUAAAUUAUGACAAUCUGUGAGACAGUUCGGCACAAACAUAUAGGAGUUACAUUUGCAGUGAUGGGAGAGGUGUUCAGAAAAGGCAUGUUCGGAAAACUGGUAAAACUGAUAAAGCGUGUUUCUCAUCUUGUAUUUUAUCUCAGGUUUACUGCCAAGCAAAUACGUACUUAGGACUAAAAUUAAUUACGUCAGCCGUUUUCCAAUUUUCUUUUCUUGUUUAUGUUAGUGAAGCAAAAAAGAUUGCCUGUGAAAAUGUAACGUUUAUUGAUAGUCUGAGUUGUGUCAAGUGAAGUUUUGUGCGUCGUACUUCAAAAUUCAAA
Molecule: messenger RNA, 5531 nt
Organism: Porites lobata
Lineage: Eukaryota; Metazoa; Cnidaria; Anthozoa; Scleractinia; Poritidae
Source: the annotation of a GenBank genome assembly